GCCGCUCAAGGCACGAGCGCAGAAACCUUGGUGACGCAGGCAAACAAGUUACUCAGCAACGCUUUGAUUUGACGUUAAUUAAUAUUAUUUUUACUAUAUAUAUGUAUAUAUAUUUUUAAGCUCGCUUCUAGACACUGCAGAGUUAGUUUGUGAGCAGAUCAUCAGGUUUUGACAUGCACUUCCUUGACUCACCCUGGCGGCUUUGACUACCUCGUAUCUUCAUGACAAGUUGCUUUGACGUUAGCUUAGCCAGCUAGCUACAGGUAGUAUCACCUGACCAUUUUACACACUAUUUUUGUCAGUUAGCUGUCAGUAAGGAACCGCUCCGAAGCCAUGACGGGUAGAGAAGAGGAAUAUGACUAUCUUUUCAAAGUGGUGCUAAUCGGAGACUCUGGAGUCGGGAAGAGCAAUCUGCUGUCCCGCUUCACGCGCAACGAGUUCAACCUGGAGAGCAAGAGCACCAUCGGUGUGGAGUUCGCCACUCGCAGCAUUCAUGUAGAGGGCAAGACGAUCAAAGCCCAGAUCUGGGACACUGCAGGCCAGGAGCGAUACCGUGCCAUCACCUCAGCAUACUACCGCGGCGCUGUCGGUGCUCUUCUGGUGUACGACAUCGCUAAGCACUUGACGUAUGAAAACGCGGAGCGUUGGCUGAAGGAGCUGCAGGACCACGCCGACAGCAACAUCGUCAUCAUGCUGGUGGGAAACAAGAGCGACCUGCGUCACCUACGAGCCGUGCCUACGGACGAGGCCAAGGCGUUCGCAGAGAAACACGGGCUUUCCUUCCUCGAAACUUCUGCUUUGGACUCCUCUAAUGUAGAGCUCGCCUUUCAGACCAUUCUCACAGCAAUCUACCGCAUCGUAUCUCAGAGGCAAAUUUCCGGACGUGGUGACACCGACUUCUCCCCCAACUCGAAAGUCGUGCCCAUCACGGUGCAGCCCACACAGAGCUCGGGCAAGCAAAGCGCCUGCUGCCAGAACAACUAAGCAGCCGCCAUAGCACAAUGGGAUUAUGGGUAAAAACCGACAUAAGGCUGGCCAAGGGGGGUUGCAAAGUUUGUUUGUCAAGCACAUUAAGACCCCCCCUUUCCCCUUAAUAACACAUGCAGUAGGCUUUAUCGGCUAAGCCCUAAUUCAACAAGUUAAGCUUUAACAUAGGGACCGAAAUGAAACGAAAGAAUUGUUAUUUUUUUCUCCACAGACUGAUUUAAAAUUCUUUAUAUUUUUUACACUAAUUAGACACAGCACUAGGAGACUAUUUAUGUCUAUGCACGUUUUGCUGGAGUAACAACUUAUAUCACCAACUAGUGCUUCGAAUGUGCUCAAGCCUGUGCAGAUGGGAAGAGGGUGAUACAGUGAAAUAUGUCUAUUUUAACCACUACACACUGGGUCUAGUUUUUAUUAAACAGUCUCCUGGAGGAAGCGUCCUUUUUUCUCAGUGGAUCCUUGAAAAAAAAAAAAUCGACUUCAUCUCUGUCUGCUGCGUCUGCCUGUAUUGUUGAUUUGUAAGAUGACUCAACUAGUGAAAAAACCCCUCUAUUUAUUUGAUGCAUUGAAAUAUCUGAGAUGACACUGUUGCGAUUACAUCCUGAUAGCCUGUGGAUUUUUUUAAACACAUUGUUUUAUUUAGAUGGUGUUUGCUGGUCUGUUUAGUCUGUUUAUGAUAUUUAAGGGUUGAUUAAUUGUAUUCUCUGCAGGGUGAGUAAAGCGUAAAGUGAACUAGUACAGUGUCUGUUUUUUUUUUUUUAAGCUAUUGAGUAACUAUGUGCAGAAAAACAGGGGAAAAAGUUUUCCUGCUCUGUUUCCUUUUGGGUGAUGCGGUUUUUUGGGUUUUUUUUUUUUGGUCAAAAGGUCUUAUGCUUGUUUGAAUGGAUCAGCUUUGCUUUAGGGGCUUUUCUAGGUGCCGUUUUAUCAGUGAGUCAUUUAACCUGGACUAAGACGGAGGCAUGAAACAGGAAGGCAGAGGCAGGCUCAUGUGGACGGAUUAUGUUGCAGGACUGAGCAACAGCGGCGCGCUGAGCUGCUCACUGAGGAGUUUCUGGUGUACUGGAAGGGGCUUGUCUUACUGUAAGUGAAGUCCUCAUUGCCCAUCCCUGUAAUAUACUGUAUGUAACCUGAAGAAAGCCAUACCCUCCGGGAUCUCUGUUAAUUGUGUCCCAUCUCUCACUCUAUUUCUCUGUUCUCCCUCCUUUUCUUUCUGGUUGGAGUCAUGGUCAUGGAGAAAGGGAGUUCAUGGUAGGUCAGAUUAAGGAAAAAAAGAGCUGUGGUGUAGGUCAUUUAUCUGUAGCUCUACUGCAACGUUCAGUUUUUGUCAAUUAGGAAGCCUCUUUUAAUUAAAUUACUGGUCUGUGAAGAAGUUGAUGUUUAGCAGUCAUCACUGACUUUAACGCCAUUCUCAAUAAAUGUAGAUUUGAAGUGUCGAGGUGUUUCCUGCAUUUUAAAAUUCCUCCAGUACCAGGAGUACCUCUCACCUAAUAAAAGUUGCAGCUCAUGUGGCAGCAAGAUUUUUCCACCCCUCAAAAUGUUCCUAGAAGAUUAAAUACUGCAUUGUUGCACCAAAAAUUGGAAAUGCUAAAUUAAAUGAUUGUCUAGUAAUCUGGGGAAAACACAAAUCUCUCCUUGGGAGCUUCCAUCUUGUUCUGGUUUCGUAACACAUGUUUAUAAAGAAACUCAAAAGUGAAAUGGAGAAGAAAAAAAAGGGGCUUAUUUUUCUAACAUUAAUUGCAUUCAUAUAUGAAGGGAUGAAAUGUAAGAAGGGAAUUUAUGUUGAUGCACAAAUCUGUAUAUUUGGAUAUAAUAUAAAUAAAUUGUGUUUGCUUUUAGCCGCUCGCCUCUUCGAUCUAAUGCUGGUGUUAGUUCAUAGAAAUUUCAACAGAUUUCAUCAAGAUUAUUAAAUUGAUUUUAUUAGAAACAUUUACAAUACAUGUUUGGAAAGUAACAAAAUAACAGAAACUAGUAUGGCAUACAUACAUUGGUCAAAUAUAAAAACAAAAAAAUAAAAAUUAACUCACAGAGAACAUGUGCUAAGAAAUAAACCUGCAAAAUUGUAUGCCUCGUGUGGGCACCACAUGAACGACCAAAGGUUUUGAAGAAAAAAAAAAAAAAGAGAAAUAAACAAGGUUUUGAAGUAUUGGCUAGCCAAAAACGAACCCUAUGGUAUGGCGAACCUUUCUCACUCACCAACAAGAACCUAAACACUUAGAGCAGGAGAUGCCGGUCCAAACUAAUGCACUAAGACCACUACAUGAGUUUAUAUGAAACACUUUUUCUACUGAGUCGGAAGAUUCUGAAAGCUACCAAAGACAGACUGUUGGAGCGGAGUUACCUAUCCAAAGCAAGCCCAAAAGAACAUGAUCACCCCUUAAACCCCCGCCCCGCCCUUUUUGAGUCACUAUCAUACUGAAACAAAUCAAACCACGCUACACAAUUAGCUUUGCCAUUAUGAAGUCAAAACAGUUGAGAUACAAUUUCACCAUGUAAGAGCUGAGGCUAUCCUUCAACAUAACAAGCCGCUGUUAUAUGUUUUCCUGUGAGAGUGAUGAAAAUCUACAAGCGAAAAAAAAAAAAAACAACCAAGUAUUAUUCAUCAGCCCUUUAGUGUAGUGUGUACAGAAAGCCUUCACUUGUAUGCAACAAAACAUUUUUAGUACCGUUUUCCAGCCUGGCAAUGAUACAAGAUACAUGCAAACUACUGUGUUGUAGAAUAUAUGAUUGUGUUCUGUGUUUACUGAUAUCGGUGAUAUCGGCAUAGAUCUACUACAUUACACUGAGAUAUAAAAGCGGAAACAGUGGGGCGUUUGAAUAUUUAAUGUAAUGCUCAAAACACUCAAAGCACACUAUUUUUUUUUGGGAAUUUUCUGGAAUGCAGUAGAUGUAGUAGAUAUAUGCUCAAAAAUGUGUAUAUGCACAAUUAUCCACCUGCUUCUCCAUUCCACACACCUCUGUGACGCCCUUUCGCUUCACUGUAUUCGAAACAGAUGAAGCGUUUAAAGUAAAAGUAGAAAGAAAUAAUAAUAAAAAAAAAUUCUAUACAUUAUUGAAACCAGAAAUGAGGGAGUAAAGGAUUGUGUUCAGUCAGCAGUAUGGGGUUAGUUAAAGAACAGCAGGCAAACAACACGUGUGCCAAGUGUUGAUGCAGUGCUAAAAUGUGAUUGAGGCACAAACUUGAGACUAAAAUACCUCCUAAUCCUAAAAAAUAUUUUUUUUUUAUUUUUCCUGAACUUAUUCCAUCAUUAACGCUUGAAAAUCUGAAGUUAAAAUAUAAUCCUUUAAAAGCCCCUACCACCCACCUCAUUUUACACCAUCAGAGGUAUGAAGGAUUUAUCUAACUUUUUUUUAUUUAUAAAUAAAAAAUUCUAUAAUCUUAAUUUUAGUAGAAAUCAACAUCAUGUGUUUUUAGAAAUAUAUUAACUUUCACUUUUUAUUAAUUAAAAAACAAAACGUCUCGAAGUUACUUAUAAAUAUGUUUGCUUCAUUUUAAGAUAUUCAUAAAUAACAUCCAGAUACUGACCUCUCCCUCUUUGUAUGAAAUAAUAACCCAUGUUAGCAAAAUAGAAUCUUACGAAAAAUGUUAUAAGACUUUCCCCCUUACUUGCUUUGUAUAGGGAGAAUCUAAACAGAUACGGUGGAGCAACGACUUUCCCUAACCAUGGCAUCAAAAACGUAAAGCUUUUGUCUUUGUCUGAUGGUCCAAAAGGCAAAUUAUACACAGAUGGAGUGGUCUGUUUUUUUUUUCUUUCUUUUCUUUUUUCUUUUUACAUUCACAUGCACUGUCCUGUCUACAUGAUAAAGGCAUUAGAAUUGCUUUAGUGCAUUUAGUGUCUUCGCUGCUGUUUUAUAGAUAAACGCCUGCAGUCCUGCUAACUGGAUUACGUCAAAGUGAUUUCUUUCUAGUUCUAUUAUUAAAAUUCCAUAGAUGUCAAUAUGAACACUAUGCAAAAAAAAAGUUAGAUUGUAGUUUUAUGGAAAUAUUGUGACUGCCAUGUAAUUGUGCAUUAGAUACUAUAAUAGAUAGAUAAAGUUCAGGGGGGAAAAAAAUCUUAAUACGUCAUUAUUUCAAACACUAGAUGAAGUCAUUACUAAAGCUCUCUGUAUAACAUGUAGCUCUAUUAUAUCCACAGAUCUGAACUGAUAAAAAGGUAAAUGCUCUGUAAUAAAUCAGCAUGCAUAACCAAUAUGGAUCUAAAAGGAUUAUUAAACCACGUUACCACUAUGUACUUACUCCAAAACUAAAGAGUUUCUUAAACGUUACCUUCACAAAAUACAACGCAUUGGCACUGAAACAAAAAAAUCCUUCCUUC
Pangasianodon hypophthalmus (striped catfish) is the source of this 5297-nucleotide messenger RNA. RefSeq names its product RAB11a, member RAS oncogene family, like (gene rab11al). Bases 334 to 984 code for a protein of 216 amino acids. NCBI's taxonomy places the organism in Eukaryota, Metazoa, Chordata, Actinopteri, Siluriformes, Pangasiidae. The transcript has 5 exons. The record is from RefSeq and is a predicted model, not a curated record. Gene Ontology annotation, cellular component: postsynaptic recycling endosome; transport vesicle; axon. Gene Ontology annotation, molecular function: GTPase activity; GTP binding. Gene Ontology annotation, biological process: neurotransmitter receptor transport, endosome to postsynaptic membrane; exocytosis; melanosome transport.